Molecule: messenger RNA, 758 nt
Organism: Bursaphelenchus xylophilus (pine wood nematode)
Lineage: Eukaryota; Metazoa; Nematoda; Chromadorea; Rhabditida; Aphelenchoididae
Source: the annotation of a GenBank genome assembly
AUGGCGCAACAUUUUGAUGGAAAUGUUGCUUUUGGUGCACAACCCCCGAUUUCAGGGUUUAGAGCUCUUAGGUAUGUCGAACGUUCUUCUAACGGUUAAUAUUCCAUAUUUAGACAUCCUAUGGUGGUCCUUGCCCAUGUGGGAUUCAGAGGAGCAGCGUUGUUAUUUUAUUUCUUCGCCAAUUUCUUCUCGAGCUCUUUUAUUGUCCAAUUUUUGAUCCUUGUAAGUGCUUGAUGCUAAAAAGAGAAGUUUUUUUAGUUACUUCUUCUUUCCGCCGAUUUUUGGACUGUUAAAAAUAUAUCCGGUCGUUUACUGGUUGGACUUAGAUGGUGGAAUUUCGUGGAUGCCGAGGGAAAAAAUCACUGGAGGUUCGAAUCGGCGAAGGAUCCAAGUCGUUUUGAUCCAAGUGAAAGAUACAUUUUCUGGAUGAGCUUGGUGGCCGGUCCCGCUUUGUGGAUUCUCUUUGUCUUCACUGCAUUCAUGACAUUGAAAUUCGAGUGGAUGGUGGUCGCUGUUCUCGGAUGUUCAAUGAAUUUGGCCAAUUUGUAUGGAUAUUUGCGAUGUAAAUGGAAUAACACUACUGAAAUGACCAAUUAUUUCACUAAGAUGGCUUUUUUCUCGGUAAGAUUUAUUUUAAGUUCGUUUACGUUUGUUUAUUUUGUAUUACGAGAGUUUUCGGACCAUGGUUAAUAUGAUGUCUUCAGUUCUUGAGCAGACAAUCCCAGCCGGCCGCCCAGCCUAGCACGACAACCAUCUGA